UGCAGGGGGCGCGGGGCCGAGGCUGAGAGGGCGCGCGCGGGGAGGAUGGACGGGUCCGGGGAGCGCAGCCUCCCGGAGCCGGGCAGCCAGAGCUCCGCUGCCAGCGACGACAUAGAGAUAGUCGUCAACGUGGGGGGCGUGCGGCAGGUGCUGUACGGGGACCUCCUCAGUCAGUACCCUGAGACUCGGCUGGCGGAGCUCAUCAACUGCUUGGCUGGGGGCUACGACACCAUCUUCUCCCUGUGCGACGACUACGACCCCGGCAAGCGCGAGUUCUACUUUGACAGGGACCCGGACGCCUUCAAGUGUGUUAUCGAGGUGUACUAUUUCGGGGAGGUCCACAUGAAGAAGGGCAUCUGCCCCAUCUGCUUCAAGAACGAGAUGGACUUCUGGAAGGUGGACCUCAAGUUCCUGGACGACUGUUGCAAGAGCCACCUGAGCGAGAAGCGCGAGGAGCUAGAGGAGAUCGCGCGCCGCGUGCAGCUCAUCCUGGACGACCUGGGCGUGGACGCGGCCGAGGGCCGCUGGCGCCGCUGCCAGAAGUGCGUCUGGAAGUUCCUGGAGAAGCCCGAGUCUUCGUGCCCGGCGCGGGUGGUGGCCGUGCUCUCCUUCCUGCUCAUCCUUGUCUCGUCCGUGGUCAUGUGCAUGGGCACCAUCCCCGAGCUGCAGGUGCUGGACGCCGAGGGCAACCGCGUGGAGCACCCGACGCUGGAGAACGUGGAGACGGCGUGCAUUGGCUGGUUCACCCUGGAGUACCUGCUGCGCCUCUUCUCGUCACCCAACAAGCUGCACUUCGCGCUGUCCUUCAUGAACAUUGUGGACGUGCUGGCCAUCCUCCCCUUCUACGUGAGCCUCACGCUCACGCACCUGGGUGCCCGCAUGAUGGAGCUGACCAACGUGCAGCAGGCGGUGCAGGCGCUGCGGAUCAUGCGCAUCGCACGCAUCUUCAAGCUGGCCCGCCACUCCUCGGGCCUGCAGACCCUCACCUAUGCCCUCAAGCGCAGCUUCAAGGAACUGGGGCUGCUGCUCAUGUACCUGGCAGUGGGUAUCUUUGUCUUCUCUGCCCUGGGCUACACCAUGGAGCAGAGCCACCCAGAGACCCUGUUUAAGAGCAUCCCCCAGUCCUUCUGGUGGGCCAUCAUCACCAUGACAACCGUCGGCUACGGCGACAUCUACCCCAAGACCACGCUAGGCAAGCUCAACGCGGCCAUCAGCUUCUUGUGUGGUGUCAUCGCCAUCGCCCUGCCCAUCCACCCCAUCAUCAACAACUUUGUCAGGUACUACAACAAGCAGCGCGUCCUGGAGACGGCGGCCAAGCACGAGCUGGAGCUGAUGGAACUCAACUCCAGCAGCGGGGGCGAGGGCAAGACCGGGGGCUCCCGCAGUGACCUGGACAACCUCCCUCCAGAGCCUGCGGGGAAGGAGGCGCCCAGCUGCAGCAGCCGGCUGAAGCUGUCCCACAGUGAUACCUUCAUCCCCCUCCUGACCGAGGAGAAGCACCACAGGACCCGGCUCCAGAGUUGCAAGUGACAGGAGGGCCCCUCAGGCAGAGAUGGACCAGGCGGUGGACAGAUGGAUAGAUGUGGCAGGCAUGUCAUCGACAGCACAGAAGGGCUGUCCUGUGUCCCCCCAACCCUCCCCUGGACAGACUCUGAAGGCCCUCCCGGCACCUCUGCCAAGGCUGGGUAAGACUCCUCUGUGUUGCCUGCUGUCCCGGAGCCGGGGAGGGAGGGGUGUGCAGGAGCCGCAGGGCCGUGUGGGACGAGUGGAGGCCGCGGCCUGGCUGGCACGAGAGCCCACGCCCACUUCUGUAUCUCCCUCAAUAAAGCCUCCUGCUCUGUGCA
Molecule: messenger RNA, 1844 nt
Organism: Symphalangus syndactylus (siamang)
Lineage: Eukaryota; Metazoa; Chordata; Mammalia; Primates; Hylobatidae
Gene: KCNF1
Product: potassium voltage-gated channel modifier subfamily F member 1
Biological process (GO): protein homooligomerization; potassium ion transmembrane transport; action potential
Cellular component (GO): membrane; voltage-gated potassium channel complex
Molecular function (GO): voltage-gated potassium channel activity
Source: RefSeq, a predicted model, not a curated record